This is a messenger RNA of Parastagonospora nodorum SN15, 357 nucleotides long. RefSeq lists its product as hypothetical. Lineage: Eukaryota; Fungi; Ascomycota; Dothideomycetes; Pleosporales; Phaeosphaeriaceae. The coding region runs from base 1 to 357 and encodes 118 amino acids. The record is from RefSeq and is a predicted model, not a curated record. The transcript has 2 exons.
AUGUUCAUCCGCCUCUACCAACACUGCGUUAAUAAGCGCUUUGCCGCCCUUCGAGACAUUCAUCUACUUUGGCGACUCAACAAGACUCCUUUCGACAUUGCUUUCGAUGUGACCAAAGGACACUUUGAGUAUGUCACGAUGGCACAGCGGUCACUGACUGAUGGUACUAAUGAUACUGCAGGACCAGCACCAAACGUCUUGCAUCGAUACAAGCAAGUGUUCACGGCUUAUGUGAAAUACGAAAAGAAAAACUAUGGUCGCAACGCGCGGAAUCUUCCGGCCCAUUCUUUGCAGGCUUCGACGCAGUUCAGACUCCCACACGAGCAUGAAGAGCUCUUGGGUACACCCGAGUGGUAG